This is a messenger RNA of Esox lucius (northern pike), 1595 nucleotides long. It is a transcript of the gene ldah, whose product is annotated as lipid droplet associated hydrolase. Gene Ontology annotation, molecular function: lipase activity. The transcript is spliced from 7 exons. Gene Ontology annotation, biological process: lipid storage. Gene Ontology annotation, cellular component: lipid droplet. Bases 170 to 949 code for a protein of 259 amino acids. Lineage: Eukaryota; Metazoa; Chordata; Actinopteri; Esociformes; Esocidae. The record is from RefSeq and is a predicted model, not a curated record.
CAGUGCUACUGGCAGAGUGCUUGUGAGCACAACUCUUUCGGUCCGCUUCAGUCUCCAUUGGCUCAUAAGUAGUAGUGGGGCCAUUACCGCCAUCACCAGCGUUAGCGAUUGAUUUGGAAUACAGUAGCUGGGAAAUACAUUUCAUUUUGAGAAAGCAUUUGCCUUUGACAUGGGAUCCUCUGCAAUAGAGGACACAGAUGAAGCCCGCACAGAGCACAUAUACUGCUGUGGUGCUGUCACAGAGGUCCUAAAAUUUGGCCUAUGUAGCCUACACUCUGGCAGAAUACUUUUUCUCAUUAUUCCAGGUAAUCCAGGGGUGGUUGGUUUCUACAAGACCUUCAUGCAGACGCUUUAUCAGGCAUUUGACCGACGCUGUCCUGUGUGGGCAGUAAGCCAUGCUGGUCACUGUGAGCCUCCUGAUACUAUGGACAUGAUUGACGAUCCAUCCGUGAUGGCAGCAGGGGACGUGUUUGGUCUUAACGGGCAGGUAGAGCACAAGCUGGCCUUCCUCAGGGAUUACGUCACCAGGGAUACUCGCCUGGUUCUUGUUGGCCAUUCCAUCGGCUGCUACAUCAUCCUGGAGAUGAUGAAGAGGGAUCCUGAACUGCCGGUGAGGAAGUCAGUGAUGCUGUUCCCCACCAUUGAGCGCAUGGCGGUGACCCCUCAGGGCAGGGUCAUGACACCAUUAUUGUGCCGACUGCGCUAUAUGGCCUACCUGCCCAUCUUCCUCCUCUCUCUUCUGCCUGAUUUGCUCAAGUCUUUCCUGGUGAAGCUGGUCUUCCGAAGGCUUCGAUCACUGGACCACUCAACUGUGCUGCCUACUGUUAGUCUCAUUAACGUGGACACUGCAGCCAAUGCUAUGUACAUGGCGAGUCAAGAGAUGUUAGAAGUUCUGGAGAGAGACAACACUACCAUCAAUCAAAACCUUGACAAGGUAUUUACCGGGUGAAACCAUCAGUGAUGUCAGUCAAGUGUGGCCAGAAGGAGCAGAAUCACUACUACGACACAAGUUUCAACACACAGACAGAUUGUUUGCCACUAAAGCCACCAUUGACUCCCAUACGGACAUUGAAACAUAUAUAUAUUUUAUCAGCACCUGCACCAACAACGUCACCAGCCAUAAACUAAUAAAGACCUUCUCCAACCAGAUGCCUUGGAUAAAGAGUGAGGUCUGACAGCUGCGAAAGGCAUGUGACGCUGCGUUAAGAUCCAGCGAUGCAGAGGCUUGCAGCUCAUCCAGGGCAAACCUGAAAAGGGGCAUCAAGAUGGCAAAAAAUUACCACAAACUGUGGAUUGAAGGGCGCUUGAACAAAAACUCUGAACACUAACGCAUGUGACAGGGCAUCCAAGUCAUCACCGACUGCCGGCCAAAGAACCACACCCCCACAGCCAGCGACGUCUCCAUCACAGACGAAUUAAACAGGUUUUACACUCGUUUCAACUGGGAGAACAAAGAGCCAGCCAUUAAAGCUAAACUCCCCUCAGACGCCUUACUUACACUUUACACUCUGCACUGACAAAACCAGCAUCUAUGUGAGAAUGCUAUUCAUAGACUUUAGCUCAGCAUUCAACAUGGUCAUCCCCUCUAGGCUGGU